Messenger RNA from Ceratotherium simum simum (southern white rhinoceros), 8974 nucleotides. The record is from RefSeq and is a predicted model, not a curated record. Lineage: Eukaryota; Metazoa; Chordata; Mammalia; Perissodactyla; Rhinocerotidae.
UCUUUGCGUCAGCAGCGGACGGCCGCUGCUGUACCGCGAACUCACCCUGCUAAAAGAGAGGACGUUGAGGACGCGGCGGCUGGCGGGAGAGACAGCUGGAAGAGACAUGGCAGGUUCCGCGCGCGGCCUGCGCUGCUGUCACUCAGCAUCCCCCUGAGGCGUUUCUACGCCCGCCCCCUCCCCGAGGGGCGGGGCUGACCACUGUGGUACCCAGAGCCCGCGCGCGGGUGGCAGAGGUGUGCCCCUGCAGAGUGGGGACCCCACCCGGCUGUGCCAUGCCGGCCAGAGGCCGCGGAGGCGGGGGACGGAGCGCAACCAAGCGCCAGUGAGUGAUCACCGAGCAGCAGCCACUUCAGGGAAGCUCGGCAACCGCUAGGAGGGAAGAUGAAGGAGAUUUGCAGGAUCUGUGCCCGGGAGCUGUGUGGAAACCAGCGGCGCUGGAUUUUCCACACGGCAUCCAAGCUCAACCUCCAGGUUCUGCUUUCGCACGUCCUGGGCAAGGAUGUCUCCCGCGAUGGCAAAGCCGAGUUUGCUUGCAGCAAAUGUGCUUUCAUGCUCGAUCGGAUCUACAGGUUCGAUACUGUUAUUGCCCGGAUCGAAGCCCUUUCUAUUGAGCGAUUGCAGAAGCUGCUGCUGGAGAAGGACCGCCUCAAGUUCUGCAUUGCUAGCAUGUAUCGGAAGAAUAACGAUGACUCUGGCGCGGAGACCAAGGCGGGGAAUGGGACGGUUGACAUUUCCGGCUUACCUGAUGUAAGAUACUCUGCACUGCUCCAGGAAGAUUUUGCCUAUUCAGGGUUUGAGUGUUGGGUAGAAAAUGAGGAUCAGAUUCAGGAGCUACACAGCUGCCAUGCUUCGGAAGGCCCUGGAAACCGACCCAGGAGAUGCCGUGGUUGUGCAGCUUUGCGGGUUGCUGAUUCUGAUUAUGAAGCCAUUUGUAAGGUGCCUCGAAAGGUGGCCAGAAGUAUCUCGUGUGGCCCUUCUACCAGGUGGUCCACAAGUAUUUGCACUGAAGAACCAGCAUUGUCUGAGGUUGGGCCACCCGAUUUACCAAGCACGAAGGUACUCCCAGAUGGAGAAAGCAUGGAGGAAGGGACACCAGGAUCUUCUGUGGAAUCUUUGGAUGCAAGUGUCCAGGCUAGUCCUCCACAACAAAAAGAUGAGGAAACUGAGAGAAGUGCAAAGGAACUUCUAAAGUGUGACUGUUGUUCAGAUGAACAGGCUCCACAGCUUAUGUGUAACCACAAGCUGGAGCUAGCUCUUAGUGUGAUUAAAGGUCUUGAUUAUAAGCCCAUCCAGAGCCCCCGAGGGAGCAAGCUUCCUAUUCCAGUGAAAUCCAGCCCACCUGGAGCCAGGCCUGGCCAUAUCAUGACAGAUGGAGUUAGUUCCAGUUUCCUUAACAGAUCUUUGAAACCCCUUUACAAGACACCGGUAAAUUAUCCCUUGGAGCUUUCAGACCUGCAGGAGCUGUGGGAUGAUCUCUGUGAAGAUUAUUUGCCACUCCGGGUCCAGCCCAUGAACGAAGAGUUACUCAAACAACAAAAGCAGAAUUCAGAUGAGACCAUAAUAACUCAACAGUCUGUAUCUGAUUCCCACUUGGCAGAACUCCAGGAAAAAAUCCAGCAAACAGAGGCCACCAACAAGAUUCUUCAAGAGAAACUGAAUGAAAUGAGCUGUGAACUAAAGUCUGUUCAGGAGUCAUCUCAGAAGCAAGAUGGUACAAUUCAGAGCCUCAAGGAAACUCUGAAAAGCAGGGAAAGUGAGACUGAGGAGUUGUACCAGGUGAUUGAAGGUCAAAAUGACACAAUGGCAAAGCUUCGAGAAAUGCUGCACCAAAGCCAGCUUGGACAACUUCAUAGCUCAGAGGGUACUUCCCCAGCUCAGCAACAGGUGGCUCUGCUUGAUCUUCAGAGUGCCUUAUUCUGCAGCCAGCUUGAGAUACAGAAGCUCCAGAGGGUGGUACGACAAAAAGAACGCCAACUGGCUGAUGCCAAACGGUGUGUGCAGUUUGUAGAGGCUGCAGCCCAUGAGAGAGAACAGCAAAAAGAGGCUUCUUGGAAACAUAACCAGGAAUUGCGAAAAGCCUUGCAGCAGCUACAAGGAGAAUUGCAGAAUAAGAGCCAACAGCUUCAUACCCUGGAGGCUGAAAAAUACAAUGAGAUUCGAACCCAGGAGCAACACAUUCAGCACCUAAACCACAGUCUGAGUCAUAAAGAGCAGCUGCUUCAGGAAUUUCGGGAACUCCUGCAGUAUCGAGAUAACUCGGACAAAACCCUGGAAGCAAAUGAAAUGUUGCUAGAGAAACUUCGGCAGCGAAUACAAGAUAGAGAUGUUGCUCUAGAGCGGGCUAUAGAUGAAAAGUUUUCUACUCUAGAAGAAAAAGAAAAAGAGCUACGUCACCUUCAUCUUGCUGUGAGAGAGCGAGAUCAUGACUUGGAGAGAUUGCGCAGCAUCCUCUCUUCUAAUGAAGCUACCAUGCAGAGUAUGGAGAGUCUCCUGAGGGCCAAAGGCCUGGAAGUGGAACAGUUAUCUGCCACCUGUCAAAACCUCCAGUGGCUGAAAGAAGAAUUGGAAACCAAAUUUAGCCAUUGGCAGAAGGAACGAGAAAGCAUCAUUCAGCAGUUGCAGACGUCUCUGCAUGACAGGAACAAAGAAGUAGAGGAUCUUAGUGCAACAUUGCUCUGCAAACUUGGACCAGGGCAGAGUGAGAUAGCAGAGGAGCUGUGCCAGCGUCUACAGCGAAAGGAAAGGAUGCUGCAAGACCUUCUAAGUGAUCGAAACAAACAAGUGGUGGAACAUGAACUGGAGAUUCAGGGCCUGCUUCAGUCUAUGAGCACCAGGGAGCAGGAGAGCCAAGCUGCUGCAGAGAAGAUGGUACAAGCCCUAAUGGAAAAAAAUUCAGAAUUACAGGCCCUGCGUCAAUAUUUAGGAGGGAGAGACUUCAUGGUGUCCCAAGCACUCACCUCUAAACAACCCGCUGAAGUUAUCUCCAUCAGCCCCCAUCUUGGAGAGCAGACAGAUCAAGGUUCAAUGCAUAUAUCCUCCAGAGAUGAUGGCACUUCAUUGACUGCCAAAGGGGAUACCAGCAUACCCAGGUCCUCAUUAGGAGACUUGGACACAGUUGCAGGGCUGGAAAAAGAACUGAGUAAUGCCAAAGAGGAACUUGAGCUUAUCGCUAAAAAAGAAAGAGAAAGUCGGAUGGAACUUUCUGCUCUACAGUCCCUGAUGGCUGUGCAAGAGGAAGAGCUGCAGGUGCAGGCUGCUGAUAUGGAGUCCCUGACCCGGAACAUGCAGAUUAAAGAAGACCUCAUAAAGGACCUUCAGAUGCAACUGGUUGAUCCUGAAGACAUACCAGCUAUGGAACGCCUGACCCAAGAAGUCUUACUUCUUCGGGAAAAAGUUGCUUCAGUAGAAUCACAGGGUCAAGAAGCUUCAGGAAACCGAAGACAACAAUUGCUGCUGAUGCUAGAAGGACUGGUAGAUGAACGGAGUCGGCUCAAUGAGGCAUUACAAGCAGAGAGACAACUCUAUAACAGUCUGGUGAAGUUCCAUGCCCAUCCAGAGAGCUCUGAGAGAGACCGAACCCUGCAGGUGGAACUGGAAGGGGUCCAGGUGUUACGCGGUCGGCUAGAAGAAGUUCUUGGAAGAAGCCUGGAGCGCUUAAGCAGGCUGGAGACCCUGGCUGCCAUUGGAGGUGCAGCUGCAGGGGACGACACUGAAGACGCGAGCACUGAGUUCACUGACAGUAUUGAGGAGGAGGCUGCACACAAUAGCCACCAGCAACUCAUCAAGGUGGCUUUGGAGAAAAGCCUGGCAGCUGUGGAGACCCAGGGCGUAUCUCUUCCUCCUUCGUCCCCGACAGGAGGGGACAGUAACAGGGAUCUUCAGGAGGAAAUGCUCCACCUAAGGGCUGAGAUGCAUCAGCACUUAGAGGAGAAGAGGAAGGCUGAGGGGGAACUGAAGGAGCUAAAGGCUCAAAUUGAGGAAGCAGGAUUCUCCUCUGUGGCCCACAUCAGGAACACCAUGCUGAGCCUUUGCCUUGAGAAUGCAGAGCUGAAAGAGCAGAUGGGAGAAGCAAUGUCUGAUGGAUGGGAGAUUGAGGAAGACAACGAGAAGGGCGAGGUGAUGGUGGAGACUGUGGUAGCCAAAGGGGGUCUGAAUGGGAAUAGCCUUCAGGCUGAGUUCAGAAAGCUCCAGGGAAAACUGAAGAAUGCCCACAACAUCAUUAACCUCCUCAAAGAACAGCUGGUGCUGAGCGGCAAGGAAGGGAAUAGUAAACUCAGUCCAGAGCUCCUUGUGCACCUGGCCAGGGAGAUCGACAGAAUGAACACAGAGCUUGUUUGUUCUCCUGGGAAGCACCAACGCCAAGAGGAGGACGUGACUAUGAGGCCCUGCCCCAGACCCCAGUGCCUUGACCUUGGGUCUGCCCUCGGAGUGAAUGCCCACCAACUGGAUAACCAACCCCAGGCCCGGGACCCUGGGCCUCAGUCAGAAUUGAGCCUCCCAGGAUCCACCAAGCACCUGCGCUCCCAGCUGGCACAAUGCAGACAGCGCUAUCAAGAUCUUCAGGAAAAGCUGCUGAUAUCAGAAGCCACUGUCUUUGCCCAGGCCAACCAGCUGGAGAAGUACAGAGUCAUGUUCAGUGAGUCCUUGGUGAAGCAGGACAGCAAGCAGGUCCAGGUGGACCUCCAGGAUCUGGGCUAUGAGACUUGUGGCCGAAGUGAGAACGAAGCUGAGCGGGAGGAGAGCCCCAGUCCCGAGUGUGAGGAGCACAACAGCAUCAGGGAAACAGUCCUAAUGGAGGGGCCGUGCUCUGAGCAGGGACAGCUGGACUCGACACUGGCCAGCCCCCCUGGGAAGAAGCCCUUGGAGAACCAGCUAGGGAAGCAGGAGGAGUUCCAGGCAUAUGGAAAGUCAGAAGACAUCUCUGUCCUACGUAAGGACAUCAAAGAUCUGAAGACCCAGCUGCAAAAUGCCAACAAGGUCAUUCAAAACCUCAAGAGCCGGGUCCGGUCCCUCUCUGUUACAAGCGAUUAUUCAUCUAGUCUGGAGAGACCCCGAAAGCUGAAGGCCGUUGGCAUCCUUGGGGGAUCUUCACCUCAUAGUGUCACUGACGAGGAUGAGGGGUGGCUGUCUGAUGGCACUGGGGCUUUCUACCCUCCAGGGCUUCAGGCUAAAAAGGAUCUGGAGAGUUUGAUCCAGAGAGUGUCCCAGCUGGAGGCCCAGCUCCCAAAAACUGGACUGGAAGGAAAGCUGGCCGAGGAGCUAAGAUCAGCCUCGUGGCCUGGGAAAUAUGAUUCCCUGAUUCAGGAUCAGGCCCGAGAACUGUCCUAUCUACGCCAGAAAAUACGAGAAGGGAGAGGUAUCUGUUAUCUUCUCAUCCAGCAUGCAAAAGAUACAGUAAAAUCUUUUGAGGACCUCCUAAGGAGCAAUGACAUUGACUACUACCUGGGGCAGAGCUUCCGGGAGCAACUCGCCCAGGGAAGCCAGCUGACAGAGAGGCUCACCAGCAAACUCAGCACCAAGGAUCAUAAAAGUGAGAAAGAUCAAGCUGGACUUGAGCCACUGGCCCUCAGGCUCAGCAGGGAGCUGCAGGAGAAGGAGAAAGUGAUUGAAGUCCUGCAGGCCAAGCUGGAUGCCCGGUCCCUUACGCCCUCCAGCACCCACGCCUUGUCUGACUCCCACCGCUCUCCCAGUAGCUCCUCCUUCCUGAGUGAUGAACUGGAAGCCUGCUCUGACAUGGAUGUAGCCAGCGAGUACACACACUAUGAAGAGAAGAAAGCUUCACCUGGUCACUCAGAUUCCAUGUACCAUUCGACUCAUUCUGCUGUACUAUCUUCUAAACCAUCAGCAACCAGUGCACCUCAGGGGGUUAAGGCCGAACCCAGCAGCAACCCCAUCAGCUUGCCAGCUCCCCAGAACCCCCCCAAGGAGGCCAGCCAGGCCAAGCCAGGCCUUCAUUUUCCCUCCAUACCCACACUGGUUAGCCUCUCCCAGGCACCACUGCCCUCAGCUCCACCCAGCUUCCUGCCUUUCAGCUCUGCUGGCCCUCCCCUCCCUGCCUGCUGUGAGACACCUGUGGUCUCCUUGGCCGAGGCUCAGCAGGAGCUGCAGAUGCUGCAGAAGCAGUUGGGAGAAAGUGUCAGCACCGUCCAUCCUCCUUCCCCAGCUAUGUUGCCAAGCAACCAUUUAGAAGCCAGCUCUUCCCACUACCUCAACUCUGCCCUGCCCCACUCUCCUCUGAGGGGCACCAUACCACUGGGCGGAAUCUUGGAGCCUGGGUACCUGGGCCGCAGUGGCCAGUGGGAUGUGAUGAGGCCUCAGAAAGGGAGCAUGUCUGGGGACCUAUCCUCAGGCUCCUCCGUGUACCAGCUUAACUCCAAACCCACAGGGGCUGACCUGCUAGAAGAGCAUCUUGGUGAAAUCCGGAACCUGCGCCAGCGCCUGGAGGAGUCCAUCUGCAUUAACGACCGCCUGCGGGAGCAGUUGGAACACCGGCUCAGCUCCGCUACCCGUGGGAGCGGAUCCACCUCUAACUUCUACAGUCCAGGCCUGGAGUCCACCCCUCAGCUCUACAAUGAGAACAGAAUUCUUAGGGAGGAAAACCGGAGCCUUCAGGCUCAGCUGAGUCAUGUUUCAAGAGAGCACUCCCAGGAAACAGAAUGCCUGAGGGAGGCUCUGCUGGCCUCUCGAUCCCGGCUUCAAGAGCUGGAAAUGGAGCUGGAGCAUCAGAAGGUGGAGAGGCAGCAGCUUUUGGAAGACUUGAAGGAGAAGCAGCAGGAGAUCUUGCAUUUCCGGGAGGAGCGACUAUCCCUCCAGGAGAAAGACUGCAGGCUGCAGCAUAAGCUGGCCCUCCUGCAGCAGCAGUGUGAAGAGAAACAGCAGCUCUUCCAGUCCCUCCAGUCGGAGCUACAGAUCUACGAGGUGCUUUAUGGCAAUUCCAAGAAGGGGCUGAAAGGUUACACCUGGGACGCCUGUCACCAAGCCCCUCUGAGCAGUGAGUUGAGCCACCUGGUGACAGAGAUCCGAGCUUUGAGAGGGCAGCUGGAGCAGAGCAUUCAGGUGAACAAUUGUCUGCGACUGCAGCUGGAGCAGCAGUUGGAUGGUGGUGCUGGCAAAGCCAGCCUCAGCCCCUCGUCCGUUAACCAGAAGUUCCCAGAACUUCCACUGACCCUGGAAACAAACAGCUGCUCUUCCCAAGAUUCAGUUGCCUCCCCUCCAGUUCGGGAUGUCGGCAUGAAUUCUCCAGCUCUGGUCUUCCCCAGCUCUUCUUCCGCUGCUCCUGGCUCAGCGCCCACCGUCUUCAAUAGGACAAAUGAGCUGGGUUUGGAUGCUUCUCCAGUAAUGAAGGACCCUCCCAAGCUGGAGGGCGAUGCUACUGAUGGCUCCUUUGCCAAUAAGCAUGGCCGCCAUGUCAUUGGCCACGUUGAUGACUAUAGUGCCCUGAGACAGCAGAUUGGGGAGGGCAAACUGCUGGUCAAAAGGAUAGCAUCUCUCGUGAGAUCAGCCUGCGACUUCUCUGGCCUCGAAGCUCAAGGCGCAGAGGUGCUGGGCAGCGAGGGCAUCCGUGAGCUUCGGAGCAGCGCCAGCACCCUGCAGCACACGUUGGAGGAGUCGGCAUCCCUCCUCACCAUGUUCUGGCGAGCGGCCUUGCCAAGCUCCCAGGGCCCUGCACUGCCUGGUAAAGCGGGAGAGUCUAUGAAAAGGGAACUUCUGGAACUGAGAACCAAGCUAUCCAAACAGGAGAGUCUCCUUCAGAGUACAGCUGAGCGUCUGAAGACCGCCAACCAGCAGAAGGAGAACAUGGAGCAGUUCAUCUUCAGCCAGUUGACCAGGACACAUGAUGUUUUGAAGAAGGCAAGGACUAAUUUGGAGAAGAACACUUACAAGAUUGCCUCUGUAAAGCCUUAUUCCUGUCCCAGCAAAGGUGAAAUCCCUAAGGGGUCUGCCGUGCACUCCCGUCUUGUGACCCUUGCCUUCCAGGAGCCACGCAGGGGGCGAAGCCACCAGAGGUCGUUGAAGCAGCAGGAAGGAUGGGCCUGCCCCCCUUUUGCACAGCUACCUAUCUGCUGAAGAGACCUGGGCCCCACUCCUCACACCCUGCUGGAGAGUCUAGAAGAAGGUGUCAGAGGCCUGGUGGGACCGGGCGAAGGCAAAGAGCCUUUCCUGCAGUCAUGGAAUACCAUCAGCCCAGGGUCGCUUGUCCCACCACUAAGCAAAACACGCGUAGUUUUUAGAGGACCUUGUGACGCUGCUUCUCAACACCCAGUGGCAGGGGAACCAACAACAGCACAUUUCUCACCUCAGCACCUGUCCUCAGAGGGUCAACUCAGGGGAAAUAGGACCUGCUUCCUAAGACGGGGGCGUGUGGUCCCAGUGCUGGAGCUCCUCGGCAGUUCUAAAAGCACACGACUGAGUGGCAGUACCCUGCUGGACAGUGGGACUCAGGCAGCACUGCCCACAGAUCCACACCGGACCCAGGGCCAGCUCAGCUGGGUCACUGUCAGGGUGGGCGUCAGUCUACACUACAGCACCUGAGUUCUUUGAAUCCACAUGGUAAAAGCGGUGACUUCCCAGACGCCAUCUCCUGCUUAGCCUGGCACCUCCUAUUUCUAUUCUCUUUCGAUCUCCAAAGUGUGCUGACCUCACUCUAAAUAUGCUGUCCUGCUUUAUCUGCCCAGCUUCUCUCUGGGGAAUUGAGACUAAGGGCCAAAUCAAGCCCAUUGAAGGUCUUGUGUAAAGCAAACCAGUGAUCAUUUUUAAGUGGCAUGUGAGAGGUCCCCGGUUGUGCUAAAGCCUAGUCUGUCUUCACAGUGCUUUAGAAGGUGUGUAUGUGUGUAUAAAUGUAUGAUAUAUAUUUAUAUAUGUGGCUAUAGCAAUAUGUUGGCUGACAUAACUGGUGGACAGGGUUAGUGAGAGUAAAUGAAACUGUCUGUUUGGUGGCUAUUAAAGCAAAUGUGUAUAAAGAAAUAAAAAG